UAAUCUGGUAUACAUAAUGUAUCAUACUUGUACCGAUUGAUAUUUUACAUGAUGUUUUUAAAUGAGGGAUUUCUAUGGCAAUAUCAAAAAAAAUACAAAAUGACUUCUCUCGACGUACAGGAUAAGAAACAAAAACAUCUUGCUUGGCGUUUAAUCGGACCUUUAAGUGUUAACUUUCUUAUUUAUCUUGCCGGAACUAUUCAAGUAUACGCUUGCAAUGAAUGGAUACAAAAUCGAGUAAAGGUGACGAUAUUUGGAAAUGAAACAAUAGAAACCAAUUCAGCGGCUUGUUCUAAUCACUCUGACCCAGCUUAUUCCAAACUGACGCAUGUGCAACAAGAAACAUCAAAAUGGCAAAUGUAUAAUGCAAUCGCAUUGAAAGCUGCCUCCUUUCCAGCUUACAUCUUGGUAUUAUAUACAGAUGUAUUUGGACGCCGCUUUCUUUUUAUUUUAUCUAGUUUUGGCAAUGCACUGUACUUUUUCUUGUCUGGGUUUAUCAUGCGUUUCGAAUUAAAUUUCACAUAUCUGAUACUUGCAAACGUGUUGUAUGGACUUACAGGUGUUGGAUUGUAUGCAGCCUCUUACUCAUAUGUCGCAGACGUCACUUCUCCUGGGAAGGAACGCUCGUUUUCUGUAUUCUUGUUAGAUACGUCACUUCCGGUUGCGGGUGUAGUUGGGGCUUUUGUGUCUGGUUAUUUUAUAGAAGCUAGUGGUUUUAUAUACCCAACAUUUACAGCCACUGGCAUAGCUGUGAUAGGAACUUUCGUCGCCAUAUUUGGCAUUCCAGAAUCUCUCGAGAAAAAAGACAGAAUUCGCAAUCCAAAAAUAUUCGAAUCUUUUAUUCGACCUUUCUCCUUUUAUUUUAGUAAACGUUUUAAUGGUUCUAGACUAUUAUUCAUAAUGCUUUUCUUCGCAUAUAUUUUUGCUGAUAUAUCCGUUGUCCAUCGUAAAACAAUGGAAGCACUUUAUCAGCUUGGUAUGCCAUUUUGCUGGAGUCCGUCAAAGAUUGGCUUAUUUGCGACAUUUCUAGGUCUGGGAGCAAAUGUGUUUGGUGUGGCAUUCUUGAAAACUUUCCAGCGAUAUAUGUCAGACAUUACCAUCGCCAUAAUAAGUACAUGUGUCACAGCAGGUUCCUUUGUCUUGGAAGCACUUGCGUCAACAGAUACUAUGCUAUAUCUUGUGGCCGUUCCGGCUUGCAUGUCAUAUCUAAUGUCUCCGCUGAUUCGGGGUACGAUGUCCACGAUGACGCCAAAACAACACCAAGGUGCUCUUUCUGCUGGACUUCUUGUUGUUCAGACAGUGUGUAGCUUCGUUGGGAGUGUAACCGAUAACAGUAUAUAUUCAGUCUCGUUGUCUUUCUUAAAUGGAUUUAUUUUUCUUGUCUUCGCUGGAUACUGCAUACUUGCAAUGUUGUUUCUUGCGACGUUCACUUUAAUAAAAAGGAAGCGGAAUUUCAGGAUAGUUUACGAAGAAUUCGAAGAAGAAAAGAUUCAAAAUCCGUAACAGUCUGUAGUGUUACAUUGUUAUCAUGUGACAGCAGAGCCUUCAUCGUUG
Molecule: messenger RNA, 1554 nt
Organism: Mercenaria mercenaria
Lineage: Eukaryota; Metazoa; Mollusca; Bivalvia; Venerida; Veneridae
Product: solute carrier family 46 member 3-like
Exons: 3
Coding region: 49-1503 (484 amino acids)
Biological process (GO): transmembrane transport
Cellular component (GO): membrane
Molecular function (GO): transmembrane transporter activity
Source: RefSeq, a predicted model, not a curated record